Plasmodium yoelii is the source of this 912-nucleotide messenger RNA. RefSeq names its product PIR protein. The coding region runs from base 1 to 912 and encodes 303 amino acids. The transcript has 3 exons. NCBI's taxonomy places the organism in Eukaryota, Apicomplexa, Aconoidasida, Haemosporida, Plasmodiidae. The record is from RefSeq and is a predicted model, not a curated record.
AUGGAUCAUCAUCGGUGUACAAGGUUUGGUAAUUUAAGGGUAUUUUAUCCCGAUGAAUUAAACACAUCUUCAGAACGAGAGUUUCAUGGUAAUGGGAAUAUUAGGGAUUAUUGCCCUAAUGGAGCUUCAGGAAAUAAAGAAUGCAGUACUGAUCUCGAUAAAAUUAAGGCUGGAUUUUUAUUGUUAUUUAAUCAAAUUAUUAUUAAAAAGAUUAAAAGUUUAAAUAAAGAACAGAUCGAAAUGUUUACUAUACACAUUAUGAUAUGGUUAAGUUAUAUGUUAAACAUAAAGAAUGUUAACGAGUUUAAGAAUAUAAAUGAUUUUUAUGAUAAAUAUAUAAACAAUGAUGAUGAGUAUAAAAAGUUUAUAACUAGUGUUGAAAAUGAUUAUAGUAGUUUUAAGGAUUUUAUAAAUAAAAAAAAAGAAUUGUUGAAUAUUAAUUUUGAGUAUAUGUCUAAAUUUUAUGAUGCAUUUAAAUUAUUAUGUAGCAUGCAUACUGGUUUUGGUGGAAAGACGACAGAUUGCACGAGCUAUUUAGAAAAAGCUAAUCAAUUUGUUGAAAAAUAUACAAAUCUUAAUGAAAAUUCUAAUAAUACUGAUGGCAGUUCAUAUAGACAAGUAUUGUGUACUUUAUCAAAUGAUUAUGAUAAUUUCAAAAAGAAAUAUAAUGAUGUUAAUUGUAUGGGUAUUCCAUCACUUCCACCGAUAAAAACAGUACAACCUCAUGUACAAAGAUCUGAUGAUAAUUAUGAACAAAAUUCUGAUGUUACAUCAAGUUCGCCGAUAUUAAACAAAUUAAUUCUAAUUUUAUCGAUAUUAGUUGCAAUAUCAAUUUUGGGGGGAAUUUCUUAUAAGUAUUCGUUAUUUGGAUUUCGGAAAAGAGUUCAAAAACAACACUUAAGAAAAAGAUAA